CAAAAUUGUCGUGUUUUAUAACAGUUUUAUACACACGAAGAUUCUAUUUAAUAAACAUGUGUUAAAAUUUUAUCGACUCGACACACAUUGUCUUGUCUACUUAAUCUAAUUAAAGAACGGUAAACAACUCGUUUGUUGGCAAUAAAAGAAGUGAUAAUGAACGCGUUAAUGUUCCUUCUCUUUGCGAGUCAGCUAUUACACAUUUCUGGAACAGUGACCGUAUUACGCGGGCAAUAUAAUGUAUCUACAGGAUAUGAAAAAAAAUUAAUGUGUAUUUCGGAGGACGAUGGCGGUGCUCUAGUGUGGAACAAUAACUUAAGCGGGCAAUCUGCAUCGUACAAACACAACGCGACACCAUUUGAUUAUUUAAGUAGAGGAGUUACAGAUUGCACAAUAAAUUGCAAAAUGAAUGCAAACGAAAAUUGUUUACAAACGUGGAAUCAACUAGAUUGGAAGCUCACGAGCUCUCUUAAAACACCUAUGGGUCCGGUACAUGAUCAGCGAUGGGAAGAAUUUAAAGAAUAUACAAGUAGAGAUAUUAAAUAUGAACAUAUAUAUAUCGAAAAUACUACUGCAACAACGCUCUCUGUUUCGAUCCGUACGUUUAGCGACGCGCAUAUAUUAUUCUGCAACAGUAACAAUUAUCUCAGCGAUCUCUGCUAUUGGAUCAUAAUAGGUGGUUGGAACAAUAGUGCGGCCAUCAUACAAAAAUGCGAGACGGAAAUCCCUCCAAUCGGCAACUUUUCCCCCAGUAAUUCAAUCUGCAACAAAGCACAAGUUUCUUUUAACCAUAUGUCGUUAUCUGAACUUGAGUGGCGAUCGUUUAUUAUUAUGUGGAACUCUGUGACUCGGAAUAUAUCCGUUUAUGAUACUCAUAACUUGAUUAUGACGUACCAGGAUACAGAAAGUUCAGAAUUAUUGAGCACUGGAAAAUCUUAUCAAAUGUUUAUCAGAAGCAGCUCAACAAUACUGUUUCGAUUUCAUAUAUACAAUUUCUUGCACACAAUUUACGAAAAUGCAAUUUUGACGAGUCCUAUCGCUCAAUUCGAUGAUAGAAUAUGUAUACAAAUGUUUAUUGGUCUCUGCGCAGAAUGCGAGGUGGAUAUAAAGUUACGUAAUUCUACAAAUUACAAUAUCUUACAUGCGGUAAAUGUAAAAAGUUCAUCACGCACGAUAAAUCAUGGCUUGCCCAUGUGGCAAUCCGUUCUAAUUGAAAGAAAUUUUUCAAUCCGUUUUAAUAGAGUGGUAAUCGAAGUGAUUCCUAAACUACACGCUCGUAGUUCCAAUCCAUUAUGGGCUAUAGCAAAUGUUCGUCAAUGUCCUAAAAAUGGUUUGCUUUCUUCUUUAAGAUGGAGUAUUAUGACCCAAAAUUAUUUUGAAGACAUCAAUAGUUAUUUUUGGCCUGCCAUAUGUCAAAAAUUAUUUUACGCCGAUAGUGCCAUCGUAAAUUUUACAUUAGACGCCAAGCCAAACAUGACACUGGAUUAUGCAAACUGUCCUAGAAGAAAAAUUGGACCACAAUGUUCGAUAUUUUGCAAUGAUCUGAAUAAUAAUGUUAAUUGCAAAGGAACUAAAAUUUGUUAUGAAGAUGGUUGCACGUGUCCUCCAGAAUUCCAGGGAAGCACUUGUUUAAAUCCUUGUAAGGGGAACACAUACGGCUAUGGCUGCAGAAAAAUUUGCGGCGCGUGUCGCAACAAAACUUCAUUCUCUGAACAAGUAUGUGACACAAUAACUGGAGUGUGUAACAAUGGAUGCGAGGAUCUUUACAUAACACCUUUAUGCCAAUCAAAAAUAGACAAAUUAAACUCAAUUAAAGUUACUUUCUUAAACAAAAUAAUUGAACAAGUAAUGGAACAAAAUUCAUCCAACGCACAGAUCAUGCUUGCGAAAUCGAUCCAUAUCGGUGAGGUUCCAUUGAAGCAUCACGAAUCAUGGGUCAUACCAAUUUUAUUAUUCCUCGUUCUGUCAGGCUUGGGUUUUUAUUUGUAUAGCAGAAAGAAGCAGAAAUCGGCUAAACAGCUAAUGCAAGACGAAAUGAAUUAUUUGGUCUUGUUUAUAUAUCGAAAAUACUACUGCAGCAACGCUUUCUGGUUAUAUUUGUUUCCGUCAACAUCAUACCGCAUUUUCAUUCAAGCUGAAACAACUGCAUAUGUAACUAGCAAAGAUGUUUACGUGGAAAUCGAAACGCCUUCAACUAUAGCUUCCGGUGGCGAUUUAAAGGUCGCGGUCGACGACUUUAAUUCCAUAAUCAUAUUAAACAUACCUUUAAUUUUGAAUGACACGCAAGAUAGCAGAAUGCACAUAAUAGUAAAAGGUCCCACUUCUUGCGAGCAGUAUUCCGAAGUACCUAAGAGUUUACAUGCUAAAGCGAAUAUAAAAAAUUACGAUAUCGCUUGGCAAGCUGCCGAAAUUCCGACUAGUGACUAUGCUAGCAGGCAGUUCACGGUGGGCGACAAUCAGAGUUAUGGCGGUGCUAAAAAUUGCCCGUUAAAACCUCAAUAGCAGUACGAAAUAGUGGUUAUCGUAUUGGAACAAAAUUCAUCCGACGCACAGAUUAUGCUUGCGAAAUCGAUCCAUAUCGGUGAGGUUCCAUCGAAGCAUUACGAAGCAUGGAUCAUAUCAAUUUUAUUAUUUUUUGUUUUGUUAGUCAUGGGUUUUUAUUUGUAUCGCAGAUCAAAAAAGAAACCGGCUAAACAGAUAAUGCAAAACGAGAGAAAUUAUUUUUUUUUGACGCAGAAUAUUGAGAAUUAUCAACAUGAGUUCUCAAUAUCAAAUUCGAUGCAAGAGUUUUUAACAUUUUCCGACAGACAAUCUUUAUCGCGAUCAAUCACUUCGGAAGUGUUCCCACACAGUACAAAAAUUAACAGAAAUGCAGAAACGUUUCAAAGUUUCAAAACAGUUUCAAGUGACUAAUGUAAUAAAAUUGUAAAAAAUAUUUUUUCGUUAAUAACUUACGUGUCGCGUUGUGUUUGUACGAUGCAGAUUGCCCGUUUAAGUUAUUGUUCCACACUAGAGCACCGCCAUCGUCCUCCGAGAUACAUAUUAAUUUUUUUUUCAUAUCCUGUGGAUACAUUAUAUUGCUCGCGUAAUACGGUCACUGUUCCAGAAAUGUGUAAUAGCUGACUCGCGAAGAGAAGAAACAUUAACGCGUCCAUUAUCACUUCCUUUAUUGCCAACAAACGAGUUGUUUAACGUUCUUUAAUUAGAUUAAGUAGACGAGACACUGUGUGAGAGAAUAAAUCAUAUAUGAUACUACAAUCAUUUUAUUUCACAUAGUCACUUUAUUAGGUCUUAAAUCAAUUAUCGGACGAAAUAAGUAAUUCUAAAUGAGUACAUUUGAACAAAAUGCAGGUUGCAUUUUAGCAUUUUAAUUUAAACUAACCUUUUACUAUUAUGUGCAUUCUGCUAUCUUGCGUGUCAUUCAAAAUUGGAGGUAUGUUUAAUAUGAUCAUGGAAUUAAAGUCGUCGACCGCGAUCUUCAAAUCGCCACCAAAAGCUAUAGUUGAAGGCGUUUCGAUUUCCACGUAAACAUCUUUGCUAGUUACAUCUGCAGUUGUUUCAACUUGAAUGAAAAUGCGGUAUAAUGUUGACGGAAACAAAUUUAACCAGAAAGCGUUGCUGCAGUAGUAUUUUCGAUAUAUAUAUGUUCAUAUUUAAUAUUUCUACUUGUAUAUUCUUUAAAUUCUGAAAAUUUUAAGUACACAUUUCUUAAAAUGUUUUUACGACUAUUUAACGUCGUAAUGUAUUCUAUAGAUAUCGCAAUAAAUUCUGAAAUGUUUCUGAAAUGUUUUGUACUGUGUGGGUCAUCACUUGCCGUCGAAAAAAAGUCCGAUGGGAGAUAGAGAAGGAAAUAACAUCGUUGACGAAAGUUAAAGAUUUUGAAGAUUACUUUAGACAGGCGAUACAAUCGAGAUUAUUGGACAAGUAAUAUGAUUGAAAUUUUUUGUAAAAAUUUGAUACUUGCAUAGUCAUUUAUAUUAUAAGACGCAAGACUCGUAAUUCAAAAAUCUUACAGAGAAGUUAACACUU
Nylanderia fulva is the source of this 4029-nucleotide messenger RNA. NCBI's taxonomy places the organism in Eukaryota, Metazoa, Arthropoda, Insecta, Hymenoptera, Formicidae. The record is from RefSeq and is a predicted model, not a curated record.